This is a messenger RNA of Xenopus laevis (African clawed frog), 1013 nucleotides long. It is a transcript of the gene rps5.S, whose product is annotated as ribosomal protein S5 S homeolog. Gene Ontology annotation, molecular function: RNA binding; structural constituent of ribosome. The transcript is spliced from 6 exons. Gene Ontology annotation, biological process: translation. Bases 348 to 959 code for a protein of 203 amino acids. Gene Ontology annotation, cellular component: small ribosomal subunit; cytosolic ribosome. The record is from RefSeq and is a predicted model, not a curated record. Lineage: Eukaryota; Metazoa; Chordata; Amphibia; Anura; Pipidae.
GAGGUCUGACAGGAUUCUUAAUGUACAGCGCAUGGGUUAUGCUUAAUACGUAGACGUGAACGUUUUACCACCACACACUCAAAUGAAUGGGAAUUUAUAAUAACACAGUGUUUUCGGGCUUUAUUACCUGCAGCUUAAUUCUGAAUCCCGGGUGUCUGACGUGAGAUUAUGAGCCAUUACUGAGGUGACUCGUGUGUUGUACAUGAGCGCACUUCUCGUGCAGUUUCACUGAAAGCGUGUGAGUGUAUAGAGCAAACAGCUGAUCCUUUGCUCGUUCCUCUCUGGCUCUGAAGCGUCAGUGUCGGCCUCUGGACUUGCUUUAGCUGUUGGCAAUUGAACCUAAAAGGAUGUCAGAUUGGGAGACUGUUCCUGUUGGGUCUGAGACCCCUGAAAUUAAGCUGUUUGGCAAAUGGAGCACAGACGAUGUACAAAUAAAUGACAUUUCUCUACAGGAUUACAUUGCAGUGAAGGAAAAGUAUGCGAAGUUCCUGCCACACAGCGGAGGACGUUAUGCUGCUAAACGCUUCCGUAAAGCUCAGUGCCCCAUAGUGGAACGUCUCACAAACUCCCUUAUGAUGCAUGGCAGGAACAAUGGCAAAAAACUCAUGACAGUCAGAAUCGUAAAGCAUGCCUUUGAAAUCAUCCACCUGCUAACUGGAGAGAAUCCUUUACAAGUCUUGGUAAAUGCCAUCAUCAACAGUGGUCCCAGGGAAGACUCUACACGUAUUGGUAGAGCUGGAACUGUAAGGAGACAAGCUGUUGACGUUUCACCUCUCCGGAGAGUAAACCAGGCUAUAUGGCUGCUUUGCACUGGGGCUCGUGAAGCUGCUUUUAGGAACAUAAAGACAAUUGCAGAGUGCGUUGCUGACGAACUUAUUAAUGCAGCCAAGGGUUCCUCUAACUCGUAUGCCAUCAAGAAAAAGGAUGAACUGGAGAGAGUAGCCAAAUCCAACCGUUAAAGCAUCAGCUGUUUAAUGAGUAUCAGUUCUCCUAAUAAAGAAAUCUGUUCUGUA